Molecule: messenger RNA, 2481 nt
Organism: Rhopilema esculentum
Lineage: Eukaryota; Metazoa; Cnidaria; Scyphozoa; Rhizostomeae; Rhizostomatidae
Source: RefSeq, a predicted model, not a curated record
UUCUGUUCCUAUGGUUUCAACCCUAUUUCUAUACAAAGUUAACCUGAUUUUAACGUGGUUGAAUAACUAUUUCUAUACAAAGCUUGACCUGAUUUUAUCGUGCGUGGCAGGCAUUCCUUCAUCUGGAUUGAGGCGGAUUCACGUUUUUCUGCCUUACCUGAUUUUAUUAGAAAUUGGAGAGUUCAAAAUCGGUUCUAAAUCCAAUCUGAGAUCAGAUGCUAACAUGCAGUUGUUACACGUCUACUUGCUAAUAGCAAUGGUGUUCAUUGCAAUUGUGACCUUUUUGAUGAAAUCAAUGGAAAUGCAGAGGAAAACUCAACCGAGCUUUAAAAGAAUCUUUCCAUCAAGAAACCCUUGGGAUGGCGUUCCUGAGUUUGUGCUAUACUUGAGAUUAACCUCUAAUCCGCGUUUUGAGCAAGAGUAUAAAAAUUAUUUGGUUCGCACUAUGAAGCUUUUCUUUCCACCCGAACGAGCAAAACUUUUAGUUGUAUUGGACAACGAAAAGAAAGAAGACCAUUUGUUUGGAGACAAAAUAAAAACGGAAUGGCCAUAUCCACAAAUAUGCUACAGAGAUCCAAGUUCCAUCGGUGCAUACCGCGGAUGGGGCAAGGCCAGAAUGUUUUGGGACAUGAUGUAUCCCGAUAAAUGUACCAAUGUAUCUUAUGUGGGGUAUGUCGAUACUGAUACAUUUUUUAGCACCUUAGUAACACCACAGUUGCUAUUUGACAAUGGAAAACCAAUUAUUAUUGCAAAAAUUGGCCAAGUUCCGUUCAAAUGUUGGGCUGAGACAACUGAAUUUUUUUUCGGCAAAAAAGAAGUUAUGCAGUGCAUGUCAACUUUUCCUGUUAUGAUAAAAACGGAGCAUAUGUUAAAAAUGAGAGAAGUCCUAGCAAGAAAUCAUAGCAUGGAUUUUGAUUCAGUGUUUAAAAACACUCCAGGCACAAUGUUUUGUCUUUGUCAGUUUAGUAUCAUGUGCAAUUAUGUUUGGUACUAUCAUAGAAAUGAGUACUCAUGGCGCUUGCAGAUGGUCCCAAAUGGUGACUGGAGAGGAGAAAAUUUGCUUGCCAGUCAAGUGUCGCCAGAUUAUUAUCGGACUAACGUACCCCCAGAGAUGACGAUACCAAUGCCGCGCUCAUCAAUUCACCUGAGGUACACAAUAACAAACGGUCAGUCCUAUGACUCAAAAGUCCCUCCAAAGGAAUAUAUCGAAGAUUUUAUUAAAGAAGGACUUUGUUACUCAGCUGGAUUUGAUGUCUGUCCGGAAAAUUGCGAAAAAUGGAACCAGACAAAGAUACAUUACAAUCUUUUUUCAUUUGAAUUCUAUCAAUGGUUUUGGGACAAAAGGUGCAAGGAAGAGCAAGACAAGCAUUACAGAAACGUCAAAGAGCUUGUUCGCUACUAUGCUUCUUCAAAGAUGGAAGUUUUCGGACUUUCGUCUCUAGAUCAACUAUGUACCUUAUUAUGAAAAUAUUUAUUAUUUACCAUUUGACGGCGAUAAAUUUUGCAUUUCUUCUUCUUAUUCGCUGUUGAGAUCUCUUAAGUUGGCUAUAGAUUUAUCAUAAAUGAAAUGUCAGUAUGUUGAAGGUAUUCACAAACAGCUUGCUACUGGGUUAUUCUCAGGGGCGGGCUGGCUCCAUAAUUAGGGCUCGGGCCAUUUCGUCGAUAAAAGGGCCCCGAAAAUCAAAAAUAAGUUUACGGGUAUCCCCAAAAUUGCUUGUUGCAUCACAUUUUAUUCUUUUUUAAAACGUUUUUUGUAAUAUUGCUUUUAAUUCUAAUUAGUAACCACCAGAGAUGUAGGCGUAUGUGUAAAAGAUUUACAAGAGGGAUCUACAUCAUUUUCACUGGAAAUUUAAUUCUAGCGUAGGAUAUAAGAUUAGAUAAAAUCAUGACAUUGCGGGGGAAAAAAUUAUUGUUUUCUAGCUGAAGGACUUUUAAAGGGGGGCCUCAGUGAUAGAAAACGGCAAAUGGUACUUAGAGGGGUCACCUUUCUCGAUCUGGUACUCAGGGUAAAACUUAAUGAAAUAUUUCAUUUAUUCAAGAAAUAUCUAAGUUGUUUGAGAAAAUCUUGAUAUGUAAUUUUCAAGUCAAAACAUAAUAGAGUGUCAUGUUUUUCCGAUCUUUGGUUGAGCAGCCAGCUUAAUGAAUUGUUUGCAUAGCAACCAAGAUGGUGAUAUCAGUAACAUAGGCAGGGCUGGCCCAGAAAUGCAUCUAGAAUAUUUGCCACAUUAAGUUUGUCGAAAGGACGAUCCUGGGCAAUACAUGUAAGCUUUUAUUUACAAUGAUGUCCCAUCCCCUUAUACUUUCCAAUUACCAAAAAGCCAAGAUCUUAUUCUCAACGUUUAGCGACAAGCCCAGCAUGUUGAAGACAGUAAAUAAAUGUUCUCAGUAAGAAACUUCCAAGAGUAACGAGUCAUUCCUUUUUAUGUUUGGAUGUCAUUUCAUGUCUACAUUUCUAUGAGCAUAAAACUUGUAAUGCAUCUA